AUUUUCGCCUCAUGUUCCACUCUCACUCGCUUCCCGUCGUUCAUAGACUCGCUAAUCCUUGCACACCCUCCUGCAUGGGGUUUUGCGGAGACUAUCACGCUGUGUCGUAUUUUUAGGCGUCUUCUACGGGACAAAACGGGCUCGUCGGAAUCUCCGCAACGUCCGCACGGAAAUCUCUCAUAUACGCUCGAGGGCAUUCGCGCUUGAAACUGCCACUGGUCAACUGCCCCUUUCCUCUCUACCUGACGCUGCUUGAGGAUGUCUUCUGACGAAAAGGACGUAGAAAACGGCUUCCGAUCCCCUUCGCCGUCUACCGGCGCCGUCGAACGUUGGAGGACGUACCUCUUCCAAGACGUCGAUGGCAAGCAAUGCUCAUUCCCCCUGAUUUCUUACUGCUUCAUGACGGGUCUUAUUAACUCUGUUGGUUUCUCGGCGAUCUACGUUUGGAUGGCGUUCCAGACAGGCAACACCGUCCAGCUCUCGCUCGCAGUCGCCCGUCUCUUCAAUGGUUCGCACAACUACGAAUUCCAGCUCCCUGACCGUCUUGCUCUCUGCUCUCUGCUCACCUUCAUCGGGGGUGCCUUCAUCGGGCGCAUCGGCGACAAGAUGGGAAGCAAUACGCGUGCCUGGCUUGUCCUAGGCACGUUCAUUCAGACGGUCUUCACUAUGGCUGCGGCGAUCGCAAUCUGGAAGAGCGGAGAACCCGCGGUCGCGGACGCACGGAGUGACGUCGCGUGGGGAAGCGCGCUGUCGUUCGUCUGUGUUGGGUUUAUGAGCGCUAGUAUGGGCUUGCAGGGGAUCAUGGGAAAGAGGGUGAACACGCAGUUUACGACGACUGUCGUCCUCACUACGACCUGGUGCGAGCUCAUGGCCGAACCCUCUCUCUUCAAAAUACGCAAGCUCGUCAAGUCGCGCGAUCACAAGGCGGUUGCUAUCUUUGCCUGCUUUGUCGGUGGCUUCGUUGGGCGUGCGAUCCUUGAUCGUGUUGGCUCGGCCGGAACGCUUGGCGUUGGGACAGGCCUCAGGUUCCUGGUAACGCUCAGCUGGAUAUUUGUUCCUGCGAAGAAGGGUGCUGCGAAGAAGUAAGAGGCGAUACAGUUGGAUUAGCUUUCACGAUCCAAGAUAGAAUCAAGACUUGGAAGUACAUCCAUUUGUGUCACUGAUUACACGCUCUCCGCGUUCAACGCGCUAUACUACAUGAUAAUUUCAUGGCAUCUGAUCG
Messenger RNA from Coniophora puteana RWD-64-598 SS2, 1222 nucleotides. RefSeq lists its product as uncharacterized. The transcript is spliced from 4 exons. The record is from RefSeq and is a predicted model, not a curated record. Lineage: Eukaryota; Fungi; Basidiomycota; Agaricomycetes; Boletales; Coniophoraceae. Bases 259 to 1086 code for a protein of 275 amino acids.